Messenger RNA from Chironomus riparius, 2168 nucleotides. NCBI's taxonomy places the organism in Eukaryota, Metazoa, Arthropoda, Insecta, Diptera, Chironomidae. The record is from the annotation of a GenBank genome assembly.
CUGAAACUUUUUCAGUCAUUCGAAAGUAUUAAGUCAGCCAAUCCACAAGUCCAAUGGCUAAAAAAGUGAAAAAGACACGUCUGCAAAAAUUAAAGCCAGUUUUUCAGUCAAUUUUCAUCGCAGUUGUUGGAAUUUACGUGGCUUUUUUGAUUUACAAUGUUAAGGACAAGAUCAAGUUUAACUUUGAGCCACAAUCUGCUGAAUUAAAGACAUCAGUUAAGGAUGAACAAAUGGAUAACGCAACAGCAGUCAAUUGCACUGUCGAUAAGCCAAAGAAACCGAAAUAUUGGUUCUAUAUGGCACGUCAGUACAUGUGGAUAUUUUUCUCAGUCGACAAUGUUUUACGUCGACUUGGACUUGAGAAGAUUAAUGUGGAAAUUAAGCAUGGUGAGCCUGUGACACUUGACUGGGACCUGCUGUGGAGCUAUGACUAUCAUAAUGAAAUUCCAUUGGACUUUAAGAAUAUCAAAUAUCAUCAAAGAAUCAAUCACAUUCCUGGAAAUUAUGUUCUUACUAUGAAGGAUCAUCUAGCAGUCAAUACAGACUCAAAGUAUAUCCCAAAAGCAUUCAAUGAUACUGAAAAAUUAAAGGAGUAUGCAGCACAAAAUCCAGGAAAGAGAUUUGUUCAAAAAUUGUGGAGCAAUCGAGGAAUUUCACUAAGAAAAGUUGAGGAAAUGAAUUUUAAAGUUUUUGGACCUGGAUAUAAAUAUUUUGGACAGGAAUAUAUCGAAGAUCCACUGUUGAUUUCUGGAAGGAAAUUUGAUUUUGGUGUAUACGUCCUUAUAUCCUCAGUCAGUCCAUUGAGGAUCUACAUUUAUGAGAAAAAUGUUCUAAUUCGACUCUGUGCUGAAGAUUAUGACAAGAACAACUACACAAAUGUAAAUACUUAUGUCAUUUCUGAUGCUUGUGCAUUUCCAUGGGAAAUUGAUGAACUUUCAGUCUAUUACAAUCAAUCUUAUAGCUACAAAGAGUCAUUGAAUGCUUACUUGACUAAAAAUGGAUAUGAUGUCAGUAGGAUUUGGACACAAGUUGAGGAUUGUGUGCGGGAGAUUGUGGUGCCAAAGGAGGCAACCUUUAAGUAUUGGAUGCAUCGUUAUGCCUUCAAACACACAUUCUUUGAGCUGUAUCGCUUUGACUUUAUCCUCAACAACAACUUAGACUUGUUCCUUAUUGAAGUCAAUCAAAGUCCGAAUGUAAAUCCAUCAGCAUUGCUGUCUAGGGAUCAACGGUUGUUUGAGAAUCUUUUGUUCAAUGUGUUUACAUUGAUUGGUGUUGGACAUUACAUGCCGAAAGAGGAUUUUAGAUUUGGGAAUGUUGAAGUCGAAGCGAUGAUUGCACAUGAAGAAAGUUGGACAGUCCUUCCAGAAACCUGCAUUAACAGACCAUGCAACGAGUCAUGUAACGCCAAUGAAAUUUGCAAGCUAUGCCUUAGGUGUAUGGACAACAAUAAAAAGCACGAACUUCAUUUGGCUUAUCGUGAAGCUAAAAAUCGUGGCGCAAUGAAACGAGUUUUUCCAGCACCGGCGAAAGAAAUUGCAAAAAUGGACGAAGGCUAUUUGAACACAUUGAAUGUUGAGAAUAAAUGGCUCACAAGAUGGUAUGUUGAGAUGUGUAAAAAGGAUGCUGACUUCUGUUAGAGCUGAUGUUUAAGCCCAUAGCUAAAGAAUAAUAAGUUUAGUACAGGAGGUUUUUGAACAAAUAAUUAUUCAAAUCGAAGACCCCCCUGGACUGUAUUGAAUAAAUUUAUUUAAUAAACUCCUUUGAAUUUUUUUUAUGUAAACUUGCAUAUGAUGGAUAAUAUUACUUUUUGGUUUAAUAGCUGCUCCACUCAAGUCACAUUGGAACAAAGCUUGGAUAUGAACAUAGCUAAUGUGAUGAAGUGAAGCAUUUUUACUCCUUAAAUUUUGACUCAAUUUUGAUGCUUGGCUCAGGUUCUAUUUUGUCAUUUUCUUUUAUUGUUGCAGCAUCUUGUUGACUGUGAUUCUUGCGUGUUGCUUGAUUGAAUGAUGAAUAUGCAUUGUGAUCAUGGAAGUAGUUUUGAAGAACUACUUGAUUGGUGUCCAUCUUUAUUUUUGAUUUUGUGCUAUUUUGGUAUCGCAAAAUGUUUAAUAUUUGAUUCGAAAAUAUCUCGAAUUUUAGUUUUUUCUUCUUCAACGAAGUAUUUCGAA